Molecule: messenger RNA, 858 nt
Organism: Chelonus insularis
Lineage: Eukaryota; Metazoa; Arthropoda; Insecta; Hymenoptera; Braconidae
Gene: Surf6
Product: Surfeit locus protein 6
Exons: 3
Coding region: 124-747 (207 amino acids)
Biological process (GO): ribosomal small subunit biogenesis; ribosomal large subunit biogenesis
Cellular component (GO): nucleolus
Molecular function (GO): DNA binding; RNA binding
Source: RefSeq, a predicted model, not a curated record
UAGUUCUUGCGGUAACCGCAAAGAGAGUGGGGGUCAAGAAUAAUCAUCAAUAACAACUCACGUGGAUUUAAUGUUGUUGAAUGUAAAUCUCUGAGAGAAUAUGUUAAGUAUAUAAUUUUAACAAUGUUUAAUACAUUUGAUGUUAAGAAAGUGAAAGAAAUAUUAAAAAAAGAAAAUAAUUUUAUUCAAGAUAUAUUUUCAAAAAUGCCUCUACCAGUUGUGAAGCAAGAUCCUAAAAUAAAAACAGAAUCAGGAGUCCAAAAGAUUUCAACAUUACCAAGGACUAAACCAGUAUUUAAUUCUGAAGGUCACAUGGUGUUUAGUAAAUUCGAUUUUUCAGAAAUCGGUACUAAACACAAGCCCAAAAAGUAUAAAAAUAAAAAACCAACGAAAAUUUUAGAACAAUUAAAUCAAAAGAAACGAAAAUUUAAAGAAUUAGAAGAAUCUGGAGAUAAUGAACAUGUAAAAACAUUAAAAGAAAAAGAAUCAUGGACAAAUGUUAUUGCAAAAGCAAAUGGAGUAAAAGUUAAAGAUGAUCCGGAAUUGUUGAAACGUACAAUAAAGCUUGAUGAACAGAAAAAAAAGAAAAGUUCAAAAAAAUGGGAAGCAAGGAUAGCAGCUACAGAGAAAGCUAAAGAAGAAAGACAGAAAAAACGUCAAGAGAACAUAAUGAAAAGAAAAAAGGAGAAGAAAUUAAAUAAACUAAAAAAAGCAUCGAAAAAAGGUCGAAUAAUUCCCGGAUUUUAGUAUUAAGUUUUAAUUAUAAGAUUUCGAUCUUUUAGUUGUGAAUAUGUCAGAGGAGAUUGUUUAUAUUUCUAUAUUAUUUUUUAAUCAAUUUAAUCUCUAAUAAAAAUAUUG